AUGCUUCUCAUGGAAAAUUCAAAUUAUAAUUCUGCAUGGAUCGAUCUGCACGCGGUGCUUGAAUUUCUCGGAGUCAAGUUGAACGUUCAGCGUCUUCAUGACGGACUGUUCAGGGUUACACUGCAGCUCAGGUAUGGAAAGACUAUGAGUGGGAUGUUUUCAAAUAUGAACAAUUGUGAUCGGAAUAUGACGAUAUGGAUAACUUUCUACCACGCUUUUUGA
Molecule: messenger RNA, 222 nt
Organism: Haemonchus placei
Lineage: Eukaryota; Metazoa; Nematoda; Chromadorea; Rhabditida; Trichostrongylidae
Source: the annotation of a GenBank genome assembly